Molecule: messenger RNA, 1466 nt
Organism: Cyprinus carpio (common carp)
Lineage: Eukaryota; Metazoa; Chordata; Actinopteri; Cypriniformes; Cyprinidae
Product: trace amine-associated receptor 13c-like
Biological process (GO): G protein-coupled receptor signaling pathway
Cellular component (GO): membrane
Molecular function (GO): trace-amine receptor activity
Source: RefSeq, a predicted model, not a curated record
AUGUCCUCAUCGGCCGGUUCAGAGCAAAGCAAGAGUUCACUAACGGGCUCCAUAGCCGUGACAGGACAGGCAGGAAGUUCACAGGUGGAUACUACUGACAACUCUGGAGGUACAGCGUUCACCAAUGAUUCCUUCGACCACAACAUGACAUGCUGGGUGCUUCCACCAUACAAGGAGCUGAAGCGAGCGCCGCCGCCUCGGGAGAUUCUGCAGCACACAACUCCACCUCUGGAGAAGCUGCAGCAGUGGGUGGUAGAUGGGCUGGUCAAUCUGAUCCAGACACUGUAUAAAAGAAAGCACAGUAAAGGAGAGCAGAACAAACUCCUAACAGGAGGAGACUUACUCAUGGCUAAUGAGUGCUUUCCUGCCAUCAACUCAUCAUGUAUCAAGGGAAAACGCUCCAGUUUUGAACAUAAUAUCACCUAUAUGUUUGUAUUAUUGCUGUCAGCCUGGACUGUGUUUCUGAACCUGCUGGUGAUCAUCUCUAUCUCUCACUUCAAGAAGCUUCACACUCCAACCAACCUGAUCAUUCUCCCUCUGGCUGUGGACGACAUGCUUGUUGGAAUUUUUUUGAUACCCAUAAAGGGAAUCAAGCAAAUUGAGACAUGUUGGUACUUCGGAGACACUUACUGUGGACUGUUUGUGAUCAUAGCUAGGUUGCUCCUUAUUACAUCACUUAGUAAUUUGGUAUUAAUUGCUGUGGAUCGUUAUAUGGCUGUUUGUCAUCCUUUACAGUACCCACAGAAAAUGACUACAACUAAAACUUUAAUAAGCAUCUGUCUCUGCUGGUUUUGCUGCUCAGUGUACACUAUUUGGUUUGUAAUAAGUAACAGAUAUUUUAAUAUGUCAGACAAAAUACUGUGUUACGGCCAGUGCAUUGUUUUGAUGACAUCUGCUUGGAGAUUCAUUGAUUUAAUAGUUUCUUUUAUAUUUCCUUGUACUGUGAUCAUCACUGCAUAUUUGAGGAUAUUUUAUGUUGUGCAGAGGCAAGUCAGAGUUAUUAACUCUCAAAUGAAUGGUGUAAAAUGUGUAAUGGACAUUUCAGUGAGGAGGAAAACUGAGAGCAAAGCUGCUCUGACAUUAGGAAUCAUUGUGACAGCUUAUCUGCUUUGCUGGAUUCCAUUCUUCAUCUGUUCUCAAACAAAAACCGUUUCCUCCACUACACUGACAUUUCUAACAUGGACCAUCUAUAUAAACUCAGGUCUAAAUCCUAUCGUCUAUGCUUUAUUUUACCACUGGUUCAGAAUAUCAGUUAAAAACAUUCUAACUCUUAGAAUUUUUCAGCCAGCAUCCUCUCUGAUGGACAUUGGACGUCUUUAAUGUUUUACAGUGGGGAUUUAUUUGUUUUAUUUUAUGUUUUUACCUAGACACCCUCGGAGUUCAAUCCCCAAAAAUUACAGCAUGGGAAAUGUAUUCACAUGCUCAGAUAUAAGAAUUACAUAUAAAAUAAUCAACAAUAACUAAAU